AUGGGACCCUCGCUAGCCCCGCUCAUCUCAGCAGUCCGAGUGGAGCUGGCGAUGAUCGCAACUCGAUCGAAUCCGCUUGCUCCACCACGUCCUUCGAGCGCAGCCGCCUACGCAACUGCAACAGGCUUCGGAAUCUCGAGGCUUGAAAUUAAAUGUUGGAAGCAGAGAAAGAAGAGAGGGAAUUACCGCGGCACUCUUUUCUUUCGCGAAAAUACAGGAACCCAAAUGUCGACAAUAAGUGUUUCGACUGCAUCAACAGAGCAGACUACCGUUCAAUCUGCUCAUCCUAAUGUUGAGAAUCAAUCGGCAAACACAUCAAUGACAUCUGAAAAGAGUGACAGCUCUCGUCCAUCUCUUCAUUAUCCAACUGUCUGCGUACAAGUCCCUCGUGCUCCUGCAUCACAACUUUCGUCACCUCCUAGUGGAGUUUCAUAUGCAGUUCCAUUUCCAAAACCGAUUCAAUACUCCGCUGCACAAUUACAUUACGAGAAUAUGAAACAUCGUUGUAAGAUGUUAGACGCAGAAAAUCAACGCUUAAUGCGUGUACAAAACGAGCUGAUAUCGGACGCUAACCGGAGAGUUGAGAUGCACGUGAAUGAAAUCAGAAUGUUGAAGGAGGACAAUAAAAAAUUAACCGCGACUAACAAGGAACUCCGAGAUCUUUGCUGUUAUCUUGAUGAUGACCGUCAAAAAACCCGCCGCUUGGCUAGAGAAUGGCAAAAAUUUGGAAGAUAUUCGAGCCAAGUCAUGAAGCAGGAAAUGUCGAUUUAUCAACAACGUUUACGAGAAGUUGAGGAGCGCCACAAUGAGGUGCUUCGAGAAAAUGAGGAGUUGAAGCAGUUGUGCCUUUAUCUUGACGAGCAGCGACAACGAUAUGCGGUAUAUCAUGGUGAGGACGACAAGGAGAGCGAAGACUUGGGAUGCGGAAGCAGUGAGAGGAGUGAGGAAUGUGAUGAUUCCAAGGAAGUUUGCGACACGUCUAUAAAUCAACAGAAGGAACUGGCACUGCGGAUGAUUUGUCAGCGGGUGGACACAGCUGGUGCGACCUCUCAACUGUCAUCACUCGAUCAGACCGCCGAAACAGAACGUCUCGUCAACUACAUUCAAUCAUUAGAAGCGAGAAUAAAACAGCUUGAAAGGGCAAGUCAACAAAAUGGUUUGUGGCACUCUGCUUGCACAUUGGUUUCUGAAAAUGAUGAGAAGACAAUCAUCGACAGAUGCGACGAAUUAUACAAUGACACUAUUCCGGAGAAAAUUACACCGCUUAAUAAUAAAACAAUGCAAAUUUCUUCUUGCAGCACUAUGACCAAUUCGGGAACAACGUAUGCAAGUUCGGAAACCGAUAUGGAAAGUGCUGUUUUUGUAAUGGGCGACGAAGUUGAUGAGAUUGGAGCGUUAGAAGUGCGAUCAUUGACAAGGAUUGAGGAAGACGGUGAGGACAAAGAAAAACCACUGGAUGAUGUAGAGGAACAGAGUGCUCAACUACCACCAGCCAUUGCUCCACUUAGCGAAAGCCUUCUAAACGUUGGCCGUCUAUCAUUGACCAGCUCCGAACUUUCCUUAUCCCUAAACGAAUCAACUGAAGAUUUGCGACCUCGGUCUUUGUCUUCAAAAAGUGCACCAUUGACAUCAUCCCGUAUGCCUCGAAUCACAUGGAAGAAUUCAUUAUUCCGGAAACCAUUCAAUAGGAACGAGAAAGGACGAGAAAACAAUGAUUCAAGCCAAAUAUCAAUUGAUCGAAAACUGCCUCUCCCAUGCACGAACACAAACAGAUGUGGAAUCACUGCUGUUUAA
Messenger RNA from Necator americanus (New World hookworm), 1794 nucleotides. RefSeq lists its product as uncharacterized. The record is from RefSeq and is a predicted model, not a curated record. Lineage: Eukaryota; Metazoa; Nematoda; Chromadorea; Rhabditida; Ancylostomatidae. Bases 1 to 1794 code for a protein of 597 amino acids. The transcript is spliced from 16 exons.